CAGGCUUGUAUCCGGUGUCCUUGCGUUCGGUCAUACACUACCCGGCUUCACCAUGUUCUCCUCCCGUGCUUUUCUCCUUCUCCGCCGGGCUGCAUUGGGCCAAAUCCGGACAUACGCAGAGGCUGCGCCCUCAGGGGCCCCGGGAAUGAGUUUCACCUUCGCAUCCCCGACUCAGGUCUUUUAUAAUGGUGCAAAUGUGAAGCAGGUUGAUGUCCCAACUUUGACAGGAGUUUUUGGAAUCCUCCCAGCCCAUGUUCCCACAUUGCAGGUGCUUAGGUCAGGCCUGGUCACAGUGUUCAGUGAGGAUGGAACUCCCAACAAGUUCAUUGUAAGCAGUGGUUCGGUAACAGUAAAUGCAGACUCCUCUGUGCAGUUACUAGCUGAAGAAGCAUUCCCGUUGGACAUGUUGGACCUGAGUAUUGCAAAGUCAAACCUGGAAAAGGCACAAGCAGAGCUCUUGAGCGCAAAGGAUGAAGUGGCCAAGGUGGAGGCUCAAAUCGCUGUGGAAGCUAGCGAAGCUAUUGUCAAGGCUUUAGAAUAAGAGCAGGGAUCUGAACAAAUCAUACUCCACUGUACACUUACACAAACAAUAAAAAAAAAAUAACACAAGAUACUGAUUGUUUUCUUUGAUAAUUGGGGGUGCACAAAAUCAUAGAAACCAGCUUGCCUGUUGUCCACAAAACUUGUGG
Messenger RNA from Spea bombifrons (plains spadefoot toad), 689 nucleotides. It is a transcript of the gene ATP5F1D, whose product is annotated as ATP synthase F1 subunit delta. Gene Ontology annotation, biological process: proton motive force-driven ATP synthesis. The record is from RefSeq and is a predicted model, not a curated record. Lineage: Eukaryota; Metazoa; Chordata; Amphibia; Anura; Pelobatidae. Gene Ontology annotation, molecular function: proton-transporting ATP synthase activity, rotational mechanism. The coding region runs from base 53 to 541 and encodes 162 amino acids. The transcript has 5 exons.